This is a messenger RNA of Paramisgurnus dabryanus, 1911 nucleotides long. RefSeq names its product CD48 antigen-like. The record is from RefSeq and is a predicted model, not a curated record. Lineage: Eukaryota; Metazoa; Chordata; Actinopteri; Cypriniformes; Cobitidae. Gene Ontology annotation, cellular component: membrane.
GUCAAGCUUUGAAAGGAGUUGAACACUUCCUCAUCUACUGACAGAAUCAGACAUUUCAGUUCAUUUCUGUUUGAUAGAAUGGGUGAUCUUCAUUGUUUUGCUUUCUUUAUCGCUCUUCUCAUCUUUAACACAGGGUUCAGUACUGAAGACACUGUGUUUGUGGAGACAGGAGCUUCUGUUCAACUGAAUAUACAGAGAGAUAAACUACCUGAUGAGUUUGAUGAGAUAUUAUGGCAGAAUGAAAAAUCAGACACUAUAGUGAAAUAUUAUAAUAAAUUUAAAGAAGUAAGAUAUUACGAUGACUACAAGGACACAGUGGAUUUCAAUAACAAAACCUUCUCUCUAACACUGAAGAACAUGAAGAAAACAGACAGUGGAGUUUAUACAGCAAAAAUAACUGGAAAAAAAGAAAUAUCUGUUGAACACAGAGUAUCUGUUAUAGACGCAGUGAAGACUCCUGAGCUGACUGUCAUCUCUUACUGGUCCAGCAGUGACUCCUGUACUGUAAACUUCACAUGUAGAGCUCAUAACCUCACACUUCACUCCACUUAUAAUAAUGAUAACUGCUCUCCAGAGGAAGUGACAUCACAUGAGAAGUUCACUCUCAUCCUGAUCUGUAGUAAUGAAACCAUCAUCUGUAACCAUAGCAACCCUGUCAGCUGGAAAACAGAGAGAAUAGACAUUACACAGUUUUGUAAAGGGAAUGAACGACACAAUCGAUUCCCCCCCAGUCAAACGUAUAGUGUGUUCAGUGUUUUGAUGCUUGUUCUUGUUGCUGGAGUGAUUGUGUUUUGUGGUUUGGUUCUUUACUGUUGCUGCAGGAAUAAGGAAGGUGUUCAGAAGGAUGCCAAUAUAGACUAUGAUGAUGUUGAGACUCUGACUCACAUUCAUAAGAUGACAGAAGAUAUCUGGACCACUGUUACAUUCAAUACAGUAGGACAACGUCACAAACCUUAAUGUGUUCAUCAUGAUGUUGAUAAACUUUAAUAAUGUUGAUAAACUGUUGAUAAAGCUUUUUUGGUUUCACGCCCUCUUUCUGAAACAGCUUACAGUAGAAACACAACUUCAACUUCAGGACCUCAAUACUUUCGUAGUAAUUUAAAAAAGUAUAAAUAUCAAUGGCUUGUCAUUUCUCUUUUAAAACUUUGUACAAACUAAAUCAAUCUAUACGCCAGUUCAAUGUAUGUUUAACAUCUGCAGUUUUUAGUGUAUGUUUGAUAUAGAAAGUUUAUUACAAGUCACAUACUGUAAGGGUUUUUGUGUUUCAUUCAUUUCUGUUCAUUGUUAAUCAUCUUGUUUAGUCGAUUUGUUAUCUCAUUUUAUCAUUAAUAGUUUCACCUGUGUUUAAUUCUAGUUAAGUUCUUACACCUGAUCACCUUUUCCCCCCUGGACUAGCCAGGAGGGUUUUUCUCCUAGGGUUUUUUUCAUCCCCUUAAGAGUCCGCCACCAUUGGUUAAACUUAAAACUUUACUGUAUACGUUACAUUAUUACUACGCUCGCUUUUCUAUGCUUUUCCCUACAUCUAUUAAUGUAAGCUGCUUUGAAACACUUUACAAUUGUGAAAAAUGUUAUAAAUAAAAUUGAAUGUAAUUGUUAUUUUUGAUUAUUACACGGCUCUCUGGAAUGCUUGAUUCUGAUUGGUCAGUUGAGACAUUUGCAGGUUCGUUCUUUUCAAAUAAUAACCGCUCCAAAAUAAUAACGCAUAGCCGGACUACUUCCACGAGUAAAAUCGCUCCGCGCCAAUAAAGAUCAAUAAAGAUUACUGUCUGUUUGGCGCCAUCUUGUGACAAACACUCGACAACCACGACAAGACACAGAGAGCUUACUGAGACUGAACUUGACAAAAUAGAGCAUGACAGCUACGAAGCCAACACACAAAAAAUACAGAAUGGGCAUUAAAACUUCUCAAAG